AGCCCCUGUGUCAUAGCACUGUGCACCCUAGCCCCUGUGUCUUAGCACCAGUGCACCUAGCAACUAACACAGCACCCAGUCCGUACUCAAGAAAUGAUUUCCAAAAUAACCUGGACCCUGUGCACCCACAGUCUGAAGCCACACAAAAAUGGUUUCACACUCGUCUCUCUAAUGAAUGGAUCCUGCAUCUACUCCCCGCCCUUUAAGGCAGGUGCAGAAGGCCAUGGUCUGGGUUCCACAGAAUCAGACUCUGCAAGUGUAAGUGGCCAUCUGUGGGGACAUUCGCUGGCCAGUCGGACCCAGUGGUCCUGUUUUACAGGUGGAGCACUAAGGCCAGAGAUGGGGGGGACUUGCUCCUGUCUCGUGGGGAGGGCGGGCAUAGCUGGGGCCAGAUCCAAGGACCUCGGAUCCCAUUUCAGGAUUCUUCCCCUCCACGCCAUGCGUGGGUCCUGGAGGGAGCAGGAGGGAAUGGGGAGUGGGGGGUGAACAGAGGGAUUGGUGGGGCCGGUGGGCACACGUGGGCCCCUCACUCCACCCCAGAGUGGCUCGGGGCCUUAGCUCUGGCAUCCACACCCUUUUGGCUCCACCUGCAGCUCUACUGCCUCCUCAUUAGUUUGUUUUUAAUCAUGUUUGCUGGACAACCUCCAAGUGUCUGAUGACUUUUUCAAAGAGAAAUUCGACUUGGGAGCUGGAGGAGAUGGGAGGGGGCAGGAGAGGGUAAAGGGAAUGAGGCUGGAGUGAGGGUCAGAGUGAGUACACAGCUCCCAACCCAACAGCCAACGUUCUGAGGUCAGUUCCAUGCCUACCCCCUCAGAGCCGACAGAACAUGAAAUGAGGAGACCCGCGACCUGACAAGUCAGGAGAAGGCUUUCCUCCUCCCUGAAUGCGAGGCAGUAAGACCACUGAAUGGCGGUCUUCGGGCUGUCAAAGGCCACGAGAGAGCAAGACGACUGCCUUCCCUCCUCGUUCAUGAAAAAGGGAAAGAAUUCCGUUUCUAUGGCAGCAGGAGGGAGAUGGGCCAGGUUUGAGCAGGCACGUGCUAACAGGGAGACUGGAGCACGGAGAGUCUGGGUUUAUGCAGAGCUCAGCAUGGAGGGAAGUGCCAGGCUCCAGGGAGAAGGUCUGCACCUCCGUGUCCCCCGUGAGGUGGAACUGCUUGGCCCUCUUCACUUCACCCCUCCCUGCUCACUCCUGCACAGCAUCCUCACCCCUCAUCUCUCCAACAUUCCUCUCGAGCAAACCUGAGAUUCUGGCCACUUUCCAACCUGAGCCGUCCUGCCCCUCCCACCAACAGGGAUCUGUCCCGCCUUCUCCUCCGGGAAGCCCUCCCUGAUGACCCUCGCCUAGAAUGAGUUCCGCUCUGACUGUCCUGUGCCAGUGGUGUCAGGCCCAUGUCCAUGACAUGUCUGUUUGGACUCAGCCCUCCAGUGGGGUCUCCAAGGGCAGAGGCUGUCCCCUCCCUUCACACUGGCUCUGCCCCGGCGCCCAGCCCAGACCUGGGCCUGACCUCGUCCCUCCUCCCUCUCUCUGUCUCGGCCUCAUGGCACCUCUAGGGCCUGCACUUCUCACCAGGAUGAACCUACUGGUUUCUUGGCAGCUGACGCUUUUCCUCUGUGCCAUCUCCUUCAGGGACACCUUAGAGAAGGUGGCGCCCGUGGAGAACCCUAGAGCCACAGAAGGCCAGCAGAGGUUCACCUGGCCUCACGCCGUCUCUUUCUGUGGCUUUGUCCUAGGCCAGCAGCUCGACCCCCUGUCUCUGGGGAUCGCCAGGGAGCAGAGCGGGCGGUGCGCAGCCCCUGCGAGCGCAGAGGGGUCCAGGCCAGCCCUGGGCCAGCCGAGCAGCCACCGGAUCCCUCCCCCGCCGCCGGGAAAGGCGCUGGUGCGGCGGGAGAAGGGCCUGUCUGCCUUCAACUGGAACUCCUUCGGCCUGCGCUAUGGCCGGCGGCAGGCAGGCGGGCUGCGCCCCCGGGCGGUGCCCAGGGACCAGGGACGUCCAGCCGCGGACUGACCCGAGCUCUGGGCACGCGGGGCCGGAGCGGGGCCAGGCAAUGGGAGGAGGGUGCCUGGGGCUUCU
Molecule: messenger RNA, 2074 nt
Organism: Myotis daubentonii (Daubenton's bat)
Lineage: Eukaryota; Metazoa; Chordata; Mammalia; Chiroptera; Vespertilionidae
Gene: KISS1
Product: KiSS-1 metastasis suppressor
Exons: 3
Coding region: 1349-2008 (219 amino acids)
Biological process (GO): positive regulation of cytosolic calcium ion concentration; G protein-coupled receptor signaling pathway
Molecular function (GO): kisspeptin receptor binding
Source: RefSeq, a predicted model, not a curated record